AUGAUACCAAGAGAACACAUACUAGAAGACAUAAAUAAACAACAAAGACAACAAAAGAAAGAUAAUCAUCACUACAGCAACAACAAAAUCAUUCAACAACAUUUGGGCCAGCAGCAGCAGCAGACAACAAAAAUGAAACAAACUUUGUCAACAACUACAACAACCUCAACUCCCAGUGCUGGUAGCAACUCCACUAAAAUGACAUUUGAAGAGGAAUUCCCUUUAUUGUCAGCAGCAACCAAUAAUAAUAAGAAAAAAAAUAAGAGUAUUGGGUCAACCUCUACUUCUACAACUACUACUACAUCAAGAUCAUCAUCACCAAGUAAUAGUCACCAAGGUUACAAUAAUAAUAAUAUUCAAUAUCAACAACCACCACAACAACAACAACCAUCGUCACCACCACAACCUGUACGAUCACAAUACAUAUCAAAAUACAUUGAUGUGAGUGAUGGCGAUGAGAGUACGUCGUGGAAGAAACGUGAUCUUUUAUACUAUUGUUUUAUCCAACGUCAUCACGAGGUUACCACGAUUGCCAACUUUGUAGAGGGAGCUGCUCAGCUCUACGGUCUGACAUCUGACAUUACACUGCUCGACAUUGGAUGUGGAUUGGGUAGAAUGUUUGGAGAAUGGGAUCGUCGCAAGGUGUUCAAGCAUGUUGAUGCCAUGGAGCCAGAUCUCGACUAUUGGACGUUUGCCUCGGACCAUGCCAUGAACACAUCUGACAAGGUGACAGCUAUCCACGGUGGAUUCAUGGACGUGUCUGUCAAGAACAAGUACAAAAUGUGUGUUAGUGUCCACGGUCCAUUCCAAUACCUGUUGCGUCUCGAGGACAAGCUCGAAGCACUGCGUCGUAUCUGGAUAUCGCUUCAACCCGGUGGUGUCGUUCUAUUGGACGUUUCCAACUUUCUCGUUGGUCUCUCUCAACUCCGAAACCAAACCGAACAAAAGGUACUCGUCAAUGGCAUCCCCGUCAAACGUAUCAGUAAUAUUGAAGUCGAUUUCCACAAUUCCAUUUGGCGUCUCCAAGACCUCUUUUUCAGUGUAGACUCUCCCAUGGACCCAGAUGAAAUUGGUAAUGGGUAUGGCGACGGACAAUACGUCUGUGAAAACCACCAAUUUGCCAUCUACACCUUACCAGAACUACAACUCUUGUUGGCUAGUUGUGGAUUCCAAAAUAUUCGUUCAACCAGUAAAUAUUGUAUUCAAGAUUUAUAUCAAGGUUCAAUAUCCGAUGGUCCUAGAAUCAUAGUUUUGGCUCAAAAACCAACAAACUCUUCAAAUCAAUCUUAA
Cavenderia fasciculata is the source of this 1290-nucleotide messenger RNA. RefSeq lists its product as uncharacterized. The transcript has a single exon. NCBI's taxonomy places the organism in Eukaryota, Evosea, Eumycetozoa, Acytosteliales, Cavenderiaceae. The coding region runs from base 1 to 1290 and encodes 429 amino acids. The record is from RefSeq and is a predicted model, not a curated record.